AUGGCACCGUCUGCUGUUGCGCUUGCUCCGAGCGCUGUCGACCCGACUUCGGUCGACAACGAAGCUCUGAAAGCGAACGCCAAGGCGCAUGCGGCCAGCGAUUCGGAUACCAAUCUCUGCGAUGCUCCUGUCAUCGACCUCUAUUCAGGAAGCGCCGGGAGCCUCAGCAGCACCUCGACCGAUGACCAAUUACGACUUGACAUCAUCGCGGGUCUGCAGUCUAAUCAACUCGUUAUUCCGGGCAAAGAAAAUGACCCUGAGGACAACAAAUUUGCCUACCGCAAGACACUACCGACCACCAUACUGUAUGAUGAACAGGGUCUCAUCCUUUACGACAAGCUGACUGCAGCGCCCGAAUACUACCUCUACAACGCCGAGCUGCAGAUCCUCAAGGAUCAUGGCUCAGAAAUUGCGCUCAGGAUCUUCGGCCAUCCUACCGUAACAGCAGAGCAGCAGUCCGCGGCCACCACCGGCCACCGAAAUGGCUCGAAACGUGACCGCCAAGAGGCACCAGAGGACGAUGCUUUGCCUCCGCAACGAGACACCACCUCUUCUCCAAAGGAAAGGUGGGGAGACAAUGGCGUCGGCAAACACAACGGAGGUGUCAAUGCCGAAGAGGGCCUUGACGGCGACCGAGCCGUCGGCGCAGGAUCUCUCGUCGAGCUAGGCGCUGGCUCGCUCAAAAAGACAAUCCACCUCCUUCGCGCCCUCAAGCUUCUUCCGGCGCUGGCUUCUGGUGGACCAAGCGUCCACUACUAUGCACUGGACCUCGACAAGGCUGAGUUGGAACGCACAUUGCGCGACCUGCGGUCCCAAGAAGCUACCAAUGAUGAUCAGAACGCAUGGACCAUCCACGCAGGCAAGGUCGGCAUCAACGGCUUGUGGGCCACCUACGAUGCCGGUCUCGAAUUUAUUGGCAAAGGCGGACUUCGCGCUGCAUCGACAGCUGCAGGCGCCCAAGAAGAAGGCCAGAGAUGUCUCCUCUGGCUUGGCUCCAGCAUUGGCAAUUUCGAUCGAAAGUCGGCCGCCGAGUUCCUUGCCAAGACAGCGCGCGAAAGCAUGCGCGCAGGCGAUACCAUGCUCAUCUCGAUCGAUCGGCGCAAUAAGCCGGCCGAUGUUGCACUAGCCUACAACGACCCCGCCGGUCUGACCCGCGACUUUAUCAUCAACGGUCUCGACCAUGCCAACCGGGUCCUCGGUGGCAACGCAAUUGACAGCACCAAGUUCGAGUACUUUGACCGCUACAAUGCACGAGAGGGUCGCCACGAAUCCUACUACCGCGCCACGGAAGCUCAAACAAUCCGAGUCCGAGGCUCGUGCGAAUCUAUUGCUAUCGAGAAGGGCGAGCUGAUCCACAUGGAAGCCAGUUACAAGUUCGGCGAGCGCGAGACGCUCAACCUGUUCGAUUAUGCAGGCCUCCGCGUUAUACAACGUUGGAGCGACAAAACUGACAGGUAUGAUAUCUGGUUGGUCGAGAAGCCCUGCUUUCACUUUUCCAACUCAGCCGCGGACCCUACGCUGGCUGAGACGACAAGUGAGCGUCAGGCUUCUGCCAAGAUCGACAAUGGCUGGGGAGGCAGUGACCUGGACGAAGCUGCUCAAAGGGCUCCCCUGCUUGGGCUGCCUAAUCUCGACGAUUGGAGAACCGUCUGGGACGCCUGGAAUUGUGUCACUCUGACCAUGAUUCCUCACGAUAUGCUACACGAAAAGCCGAUUGACUUGCGUCACAUCUGCUUGUUCUACCUCGGUCACAUUCCGGCAUUCAUCGAUAUCCAUGUGUCCAUGCACCUCGAGCAACCGCACACCAACAAUCGCUUCUCGGCCAUCUUCGAACGUGGCAUCGACCCGCACAUGGACGACGUCACCCAGUGCAAUCCGCACAGCCAAGUGCCAACCAAGCCCGAAGACUGGCCCACGCUGAGAGAGAUCCUCGACUACCAACAGGUGGUCCAAGGUCGGGUCCAGCGGAUCUACGAGGAUGUAGGCCGCGGCGACCUGGUCAUGAACCGGCGACUUGCCAGAAUGCUGUGGAUGACACUCGAGCACGUCAACCUGCAUCUCGAGACUUUGCUCUACAUGCUGCUGCAGUCCCCGAGCACCAGGCCUCCUGCCGGCUUCAUGGCACCAGAUUGGGCCUCGCUGUCCAAGCGAUGGCAAGCCGAGUACGAGAAGGUGGGCGGCAGCCUGGCGCUGGAGCAACGCUUUCACUUUGAAGCUUCGACAGUGGAACUUGGCCAUGAUGACGACGAUAGUCAGGACUUUGACAUUGUUGCAACCCGUCCAACGAGCGACGUUCGGGAUCUCAACAUGCAACUGGGACAGCCAGAGUUCGGUUGGGACAACGAGCAUCCGCGACGUAGGGUCGAAACAAAAGCAUUCUCAAUUUCGGCGCUGCCUAUUUCGAAUGCACAGUACCGAGACUUCCUCUCAGCUACCAACAGUACGGAUGCGCCUUCUUCAUGGAUCAAGAGUGGCGCUGACGGUAGUUUUUCGGUGCGCACCUUUUACGGUGCCGUGGACAUGACCGUGGCGCAACACUGGCCUGUCCAAGCUUCUGGGAAACAGCUGCAAGCGUAUGCUGCCUGGAAGGGAGGUCGGCUGCCGUCCCAUGCCGAGCUCCGCAAACUUAUGGAUGCCCCGCCCGAGGCGCUGGUGCUAGAUCUCAGUGUGCCACCUUUUGACCGAGACAUGGGCAAGGCAGAAGCCGAAACUUGCGACAUUGAUCCUUCAGGCAAGCAGGCGCCGCCGGUGCGAGGUUCAGCUGUUCGAUACGUGCCUGCCGAGGAGCAGUCGGAGGAAGAUAUCAAGUGGAUGCGCGAGGCGCUGGUCAUGGCGCAAGAGGCGCUUGAUGCUAACGAGGUGCCAGUAGGCGGUGUAUUCGUGCGCAAGGGUGAAGUGAUUGCUCGUGGACGUAACCGCACCAACGAACUGAUGAAUGCGACCCGUCACGCAGAGUUGGAGGCCAUCGACCACAUCCUUUCGGUCAUGCCACCCUCUGCGCCCGACUUUGCGGUGGCGCCACACUCGGGGCCUGAGGGAGACAAUCCGUUCAAAGAUACGACGCUCUACGUCACGAUCGAGCCUUGCAUCAUGUGUGGAGCAGCGCUGCGGCAGAUUGGGAUAGGACGGGUUGUGUUUGGCGCCGGCAACGAGCGGUUCGGAGGCAAUGGAAGCGUGCUGGGACUGCAUGACGACGACGCUAUUGUGAGCUCGCCAGGAUACGAAUCGGUGGGUGGGUAUCUACGCGACGAAGCCAUCAUGAUGCUGCGACGAUUCUACGUCACUGAGAACACGAACGCGCCCAAGCCGCAAAACAAAUCUCGACGAGUGCUCAAGACCGAGAUCCACCCUCCAGGGAUUUCGAUGCACGGACCUGGCACGUCGGGCUUGGACAGCGAGUCGGCCGUGAAUACGCCGAGGCGGCGAGGCUCGCAAAAUCCCAGCCAGGGUCAGGCGGCGCCGUCUGCCAACGUCGGAUUCCGCAACUGGCACCCGGUGCCGGCUGCUCUGCCCCGAUACGACUCUGACGGUACGCUGCUACCUGGGCACAACGGCGGAGUGUGGGAGUGGACGAGCACGCCUUUUAUGGCGUACGAAGGCUUUCGACCAUCGGCGCUGUAUCCCGGUUACAGCUCGGACUUUUUUGAUGGCAAGCACAGCGUGGUGAUUGGCGGAAGCUUUGCGACUGCUCCCACGAUUGCGGGCCGACGCACUGUGGUCAACUACUAUCAGACGGCGUAUCCGUACAUUUUCGGCGGAGGGCGCGUUGCCUGGGACAAGUAG
Molecule: messenger RNA, 3783 nt
Organism: Mycosarcoma maydis (corn smut)
Lineage: Eukaryota; Fungi; Basidiomycota; Ustilaginomycetes; Ustilaginales
Exons: 1
Coding region: 1-3783 (1260 amino acids)
Biological process (GO): tRNA wobble adenosine to inosine editing
Molecular function (GO): tRNA-specific adenosine deaminase activity
Source: RefSeq, a predicted model, not a curated record